Molecule: messenger RNA, 2814 nt
Organism: Lytechinus variegatus (green sea urchin)
Lineage: Eukaryota; Metazoa; Echinodermata; Echinoidea; Temnopleuroida; Toxopneustidae
Product: beta-1,4-galactosyltransferase 7-like
Exons: 6
Coding region: 190-1146 (318 amino acids)
Biological process (GO): proteoglycan biosynthetic process; carbohydrate metabolic process
Molecular function (GO): xylosylprotein 4-beta-galactosyltransferase activity
Source: RefSeq, a predicted model, not a curated record
ACCUUAGCUCUAGCUGUGUGCUGCUGCCGCCGCGGACAUUGACGCGGUACACGUGUCACCUGCCGAAUUGGUGUGGAAGGCAGCUCCAGCGGAAAAGACUGUCAAUUCGUCCAGGAAUUGAUGAUUUGAUAAUAAACUGGGAUUCAUUAGGUAAUUGUUGUCACUUGAAACAAUUGGUAAUGUUCAUCAAUGGCUUUCAGACGUCUAUCUCUCACCAGACUCAUCCUCUUCCUCAUUGUGAUAUUAAUCUUGCUCGUUGCCAACUUGUUAAUGCGGAAACAUUGUGACUGCUACGAAUUAGACCAAAUGGCACUCAAGAUCCAAGGCUUGAAACAACAGGUCGGGGUCCAAGAAGAACAACUCAAACAACGCAGGAGACAAGACGAUGACGAUACUGAAGAAGAUAAUCUUUCAUGGGGACCUCAUAAAUUGGCGGUCAUUGUGCCAUUCAGGGAACGUUUUGAGGAACUCAUGGAGUUUGUACCGUAUAUGCACAAGUUUUUAAACAUGCAGAAAGUUCGGCAUCAUAUCUAUAUUGUCAAUCAGAUGGAUAAUUUUAGAUUCAACAGAGCAGCUUUGAUCAAUGUAGGUUUCCUGCAUAGCAAGGAGUCCUGUGAUUACAUGGUGAUGCACGAUGUUGACCUUCUACCUCGUAACCGUGACCUCAGCUACCAUUAUGAGAGGAUUGUCAAAGGUCCUCACCACAUAGCAGCACCAGAGAUUCAUCCAAGAUACCAUUAUAAGACCUUUAUAGGAGGUAUACUCAUGCUCAAGAGAGAACAUUAUAUAGAGGUGAAUGGAAUGUCAAACAAAUUUUGGGGCUGGGGCAGAGAGGAUGAUGAAUUUUACCAUCGACUCGUGAAAGUCAAUUUAGAUAUAAGUAAACCAGAAGGAAUUAAGACUGGACCAGAAGAUACAUUCUAUCACAUCCAUGACAGUAAGAAGAGGAAACGGGAUAUGGUCAGGAUACAAAAUCAGAAGCAGGAACAAUUUAAAAAGGAUCUGGAAACUGGGGUGGACAACAUAGAUUACAAGCUCAUGAGCCAACAGACAUUGAAGAUUGAGGGAUCCAGCUGUACUAUACUACAUGUAUCUUUAAAAUGCGACAAAGAAUCAACACCUUGGUGUGAACACGAAGCCAGGUAGCACAUAGAUGAUGCGAAAGCAGACAUUCCUAGACAGUAGAAGCAACUUGACGAUACUACCACGUUUCUCAGAAGUGAUGUGGAUUUGAUUGAGUGGAAAGGCCACAGAGCUUCUGAAAGCCUGCUGCUUCUCACACAAUAUCUGAAAUUAAACUUUGUUAAUUCAGGUCAAGUGUAGCAGUGGGCCAUUAACUCUUUGCUGGUGAAGCCACGAUGCAUGUGACAUCGAAGUCUGAAACUCGUUAGCUUACCCGAGGUAUCAGAGACUACUUGGGUGUUUACCCAGCAGAGAUGAAAUUCACGACGGCUGUGGGGAUAUUUUUGGCCCUCAAAAUGUUCAAAAUCCAGAAGAAUUUCAAAUCACCCUCUAUCAAAAACGGUUGUGUUCAGCACAGAAGAUAAUAAAUAGAGUAAACAGAAAUAGAAAAAUGGCCCCCAUUCUUAAUGUAUAUUGUUUCAUUGUCUCCCAGUAACAGUGUCAAUCACCCAGAAUAGAAUUCAUUGAAGACCAACAAACCUAUAUUCCAUGGAUUUCUUAAAUGUUGGUAAAGUCAUUGUCUGACCAAGCAACCCUGUUCAAGUUUCUGAUGCUAUUCUUAAUAUUGCAGCCCUUUUGCCUGGAACAAAAAAUAUGUGCUUACACAAAUUACAAUAUUUUCUUUAUCAUAUUGGACUCCUUCACAUCAAUGGUAGUGAUGUUGUAUACAUUACCAUGAUAGAUUAAAGAUGAUAUUUUGAUUGCAAAUUAUUGUCUCUACAAAGCAAUCAAAAUUUCAUGGGGGAUAUACGUAUAUAUUUAUUAGCUAUAUUUGGACAUUCUAUUUUAUACAAGAGGGUUUUAUUGUGGCUAUCUAUGCAAUAUUUUAUUUACUGCAUCUCUGUUUUUGCAACUCAAUUUAUUGACGAACGAAGACCAUUUCCAUCUCAUUUUUCAGUACCUUUAUUUAAAAGUAUAGGUGUACCAUACAACUUGUCUUACACUUCUCGAUUCCCCACAAUCACAAUGCAGUGUAUGAAAAAAAAAGUAUCUUUCAUUCCUUUUAGUUAUAAUUUAAGUCUGCAGAGGUGCUAACAGAUGUUAUGCAAAAAAAAUGUAUUUUUUAUUGACAAAGAAAGAAAAAACAGGGUGUGAAAACAUUGUUUGGAAGUCUCUCUCCCUGAACAUACUGUAAUUGUAAAAGUUUUUACAUGUAAAACCCAUUUGAGUAGAGACUCAGCCUGCAUAAAGAAUGUUGGUGACAUGACAUUUGAUCCUGCGACAAUUGAUCGAGGCUUUAUUUCUUCUUAAGGUGAAGGGAUAGGGUUGUAAUACAGUACCGAAGUGUGACGUCAGUUGCCAUGGUGUCAUGGCGGGCUGGUUCUAUAAACAGAGUCGCAGCAGACGAUCGUCUGUACACAUUGGCUCGUCUGAAAAAUAGGUUGCAAGCGAUCAAAUUCCAAUAGCAACCAUUUUCUCCUAUGAGAAACACCUGCUUUCAUUGGCGGGUUCAUUUGUUUAGAACCAGGUCGCCAUGACACCAUGGCAACUGAUGUCGGCACUUCCGUACUCUAGGGUUUAGGGUUAGGUUUAAGGUAGGGUGUAGUAUAAAAUCCAGGGUCAAAUUAGUCAUUUGAUUAGUGUUUGGAAUUCACAGCCGAGCAAUUAUCGCCAGAGAAAACAUCAUAGAAC